Messenger RNA from Dichomitus squalens LYAD-421 SS1, 1632 nucleotides. RefSeq names its product cytochrome P450. Gene Ontology annotation, molecular function: oxidoreductase activity, acting on paired donors, with incorporation or reduction of molecular oxygen; monooxygenase activity; heme binding. NCBI's taxonomy places the organism in Eukaryota, Fungi, Basidiomycota, Agaricomycetes, Polyporales, Polyporaceae. The record is from RefSeq and is a predicted model, not a curated record. The coding region runs from base 1 to 1632 and encodes 543 amino acids. The transcript has 12 exons.
AUGGAGCAGCUCGUCCAACUCGCAGUUGUCUUUGCGGUCCUUGGGCUCCUACGCGCUCUGUACCGCUUGCUCGUUCGGCCGUCUAUCGCUGACAUUCCUGGCCCGGAACCAACGUCAUUUUUGCUUGGGAAUCUACCCGAGCUAUUCCAGGAGGAGUCUGGAGAGAAGGACUUCGAGUGGCAGGAACAAUAUGGUAGCAUCGUGCGCGUAAAGGCGCCAUUUGGGGAAGACAUGCUGUGGAUUUCGGACCCCAAGGCCCUUCAGUACAUCUAUCAGACGUCAGGGUACAACUUCCCGAAGCAGCCUGAGCGCCGCAUUCUCUCCAGACUGGUCGGUGAUCCGGGACUGACGUGGGCAGAAGGCGAUGUGCAUAAGCGGCAGAGGAAGGUCAUGUUGCCAGCGUUCGGAAGUCCCGAGUCCAAGGCUCUUCUCCCCGUAUUCCGUCACUAUGCAGAGCAGGUAACGCUGAAAUGGAAGGACCUGCUCACUGGCAACGCGGAGGGCUCGAUCAAGAUGAACGUGCACGACUUUAUCGCACCGGCGACGUUGGAAGCUAUUGGAGAAGCCGCAUUCGAUUACAAGCUGGGCGUCUUGGGUGACGAUGCGAGUGAGCUUGGCAAGGCCUACAGCAACCUCAUAGCGACCAUAUUUUCCGCCCCGUCGAGCGCGAAGAUCUUCUUGCAAAACGUCGCGCACUAUGUGCCUAUGUGGAUUCAGGAAUACGUUUACGAUCACCUUCCGGGCAAAGGCCUCGAUAAGGCGCGUGAGAAUAGGGUUGCCGCGCACAAGGUCGCGCAUCAGCUCCUCGAAGAGAAGAGAAGCGCGUUGGCGAUUGGUAAGGCCGCCAGGGACGUCAUGAGUAUCCUUGUCAGAGAGAACGCGCAGGAGAGCGGGGAAUCGCGCCUAAGCCAUGAAGAAAUUAUCGCGCAGAUGAGAACUAUAAUGCUUGCUGGACAAGAGACGACAUCAAACACUCUCAGUUGGGCCCUGCUCGAGCUGGCGACGCAGCCAAACAUCCAGCGCCGCUUGCGUGAGGAGGUCCACGCCAUGGAACACACCAUUCGUGAACGCGGGGACGCGGACUUCACCGUUGCGGACUUCGAGGCGAUGCCGUACUUGCAAGCGGUCCUCAAAGAGAUCUUGCGCUUCUACCCCGCCGUUCCGCACACAUUCCGCCAGUCUCUUCGCGACGAUGUUUUGCCGCUUUCGAAGCCUGUGACGACGAGGUCGGGGAAGGUCAUUACGGAACUGCCCAUUCGCGCGGGUCUCAGGCUAAUCCUAUCCGUAUGUGCGUACAAUCGGGAAAAGGAGGUGUGGGGCGAAGACGCGCAAACGUUCAAUCCCGACCGGUGGCUAACGUCCGGCGGGAAACGUUCCUCGUCUGUCGGUGUCUAUUCCAACCUGUUGACCUUCGCGGGCGGUGUGCGAGCUUGCAUUGGCUGGCGCUUUGCGAUUUACGAGCUGCAAGCAUUCCUUGUAGAGCUCGUGUCAAAUUUCCAGUUUGAUCUCACCGAGGACGUGGACCGGAUCUGCAAGACGACUGCUAUCGUCAUGGUACCCACGCUCAGGGGCGAGCUCGCCAAGGGUGUACAGAUGCCACUGCGCGUGUCGCUUGCGCCUCGCGAGGAGUGA